This is a messenger RNA of Alnus glutinosa, 2014 nucleotides long. RefSeq names its product protein PIN-LIKES 7-like. The transcript has 11 exons. Bases 549 to 1811 code for a protein of 420 amino acids. Gene Ontology annotation, biological process: endoplasmic reticulum to cytosol auxin transport. Gene Ontology annotation, cellular component: membrane. Lineage: Eukaryota; Viridiplantae; Streptophyta; Magnoliopsida; Fagales; Betulaceae. The record is from RefSeq and is a predicted model, not a curated record.
GGGUAAUAAUUCGUUUAAUUACAAAUCUACAACAGUAUUAAUCCCGGCCACAACCAGACAGCCAGGCUGUCUUGCCAUAGGAGAGUGAACUUUUUUGCUUAUCUUUUUCAUUGGCUUCAUGUAUACCAAUUUGUAUUGGCUAUAUCCUCUAUAAUCUAUAUAUAUAUAUAUAGCCUAUAGGCCGGGGAAUUGCUCAUCUGCUCAUGACAUGGUUGAAGCAACCAAGCUACGCCUUCAAUAUGGUGAAUACAUGUCAGGCUUUACAAAGGCGCUGUAAUUACUCGAUCGUUCCAAGAUAGUCGGCGAGGUUCAUGGCUUUUGCUUCACUUUUCCCGUCGACUCUCCACCUCCUCCGCUCCGAGUCUUCCUCGACCAUAAUUUGUAGGGCUCCGUCUUCUCAACCCAUAAGAUUUGAUUCCAGGAUUUUCCUUCUCUUUUAUUAGAAGUACUGAAAUAGUAGUAUACAGAAAGGUUCUAAGUAGCUGAUCAUAUAUCAGACUAGAAGUGAAACCCAGCUGCAAAGUUUCAUAACAAAAGGAAAAUCAAAGAUGGGUUUCUGGUCACUCUUUGAGGUGGCAUCCAUGCCAAUCUUGCAAGUCCUCUUAAUCAGUAUAUUGGGAGCGUUCAUGGCCACUGAGUAUCUAAAUCUUCUCCCAGCGGAUGCCCGAAGAUCCUUAAACAAGAUUGUCUUCAUGGUGUUCACUCCAUCACUGAUGUUUGCCAGUCUGGCCAAGACUGUUACGCUUCAAGACAUCAUUUCAUGGUGGUUUAUGCCAGUAAACAUUGGACUUACCUUUUUAUUUGGAGGAAUUCUUGGAUGGGUAGUUGUAAAAAUAUUGAGGCCGAAGCCUCAUCUGGAAGGCCUGAUCAUCGCUACAUGUUCAUCAGGAAACUUGGGAAACCUUCUCCUUAUUAUUGUCCCUGCAAUCUGUAACGAGGAUGGGAGCCCAUUUGGUGACCGUAAUAGUUGCAGCUCUGUUGGACUGUCUUAUGCAUCUUUCUCCAUGGCGCUUGGUGGUUUCUUCAUCUGGACUUACACUUACCAGUUGAUACGAACCUCGUCCAUGAAAUUCAAAGCACUUCAAGCAACUGAGGAGGUCUCAAAGACACCUAACAAUGAUUUAGACGCUGAUGGGGAAAGUCACCUUCUCAAGGGAGAAGAUCAAGAACAUGUUGCUAUAAGUGUGUCAUCGAUCAAAUCUAUUGAAGACACUGAAAACCAAGCUAUUGUAGCCCAUGAAUCCGCCAGUACAGUGGAGAAGCGAAAUAUAUCAUUCUGGACUAAACUAGUUGGACUUCUUCACCCGAUUCUGGAGGAGCUUUUGGCACCCCCAACACUAGCUGCUAUUGUGGGACUCAUCGUUGGGGCAGUAACAUGGCUGAGAAACCUAAUGGUUGGGGAUGGCGCCCCGCUGCGGGUGAUCCAAGAUUCUAUUCAAUUACUCGGGGAUGGGACAAUUCCUUGCAUCACUCUUAUACUGGGGGGCAACCUAACUCAAGGCUUACGCUCAUCAAAAGUGAGACUGUCAAUCAUCAUUGGAGUGGUGUUCGUUCGAUACGUCCUACUUCCUGUAAUUGGUAUUUGGGUUGUUAAAGCAGCUGCCAAUCUUGGGUUCCUCCCAUCGGACCCUUUAUUCCACUUUGUGUUAAUGAUUCAGUUCACCCUGCCUCCUGCCAUGAAUAUUGGCACCAUGACCCAGCUUUUUGAUGUGGCUCAAGAAGAGUGUUCUGUUCUCUUUCUGUGGACAUACGUGAUUGCAGGACUUGCACUGGCAGUAUGGUCAACAGUCUUCAUGUGGAUCUUGUCUUAAGGAGCUUUACCAUCGCUGAAGACAUCAAACCAUUAUAAGUGGUCCAUUUUGUUACAUACAUUUAUACAAUAAUGUAUUCUUUUCUCUCUUGUACGCUCCAGUGUGUUAUUUGUGUGUAGAUUUUCAGGUAUAUCUUCAAAGUCGCAUGCUUUCACGUCCUCUGUAUGAAAUGUUCUUUCUGUUACAUUGUUUCUUUGGAUUCA